Phasianus colchicus (ring-necked pheasant) is the source of this 5434-nucleotide messenger RNA. The record is from RefSeq and is a predicted model, not a curated record. NCBI's taxonomy places the organism in Eukaryota, Metazoa, Chordata, Aves, Galliformes, Phasianidae.
UUUUUUUUUUUUUUUUUUUUUUUUUUUUUUUUUUUUUUAAUAACCCCGGGAAACAAAGAAAUAAAAAUAAUUCCUGGUCGGUCCCUCCCCGCCGCGUCCCCCCGCGCAGCCGCCGCGCAACGACCCGCCCUCCCCGACGCUGUCCAAUCGGGCGGCUGGUGACGCAAGAAUGACGGCUCUCUCAACCAAUCGGAGGCGGAAAAAGGCAGACGGACGGCCGAGGAGGCCUAUGAAAGUGCCGCGAUAUUGGUCCCGCCCCGCGUCACCGAACGGCCUGCCCACGCGCUUGAUUGACGGUCACGAGAGCCCGUCGCAGAACACGGAUUGUGAAUUGACGGCUCUUCAACCAAUCGCGAAGCAGUUCUUGCUCUCUUCCCGCCCACUGCCCGUCUGCGCUGGUUCCCGUCCCGUGCUGUGAUUGACAGCAAGGCUGCCCAAUGGGAAAGAGGAGGAAAACUCAAAGGACAGCUCAGCUAUCCAUUCGGAAGCGGAAAAAGGAGGGCUUAAUUUCCUCUGUCACCGUAGCUCUGAAGGGCCGCCCCUCACACUUGAUUGACAACCUCGCUGACAAAUCACUAUCGUAAUCCUCGGGGAGCGCUGUUCUUCCGUAACAACGCAGCCCCGUCCCGACGCCUCUCAGGAGGUCUGGAGGAGGUGCGAGAAAAAAAAAAAAGAAAACCAAACAGCGGAGCGACUGCAGCGAAGAAACACGUUCAGGAGAGUGGCAGGAGAGCGGCCCAAUGGCGGGGCAGGAAGGGGCGGGGCAACGCGGCCGUCCCAUCUCCGAUCGGUCCAAAGACGGACGGUGUUUGGCGACGGACCAAUCAGAGCCCAGGAAAGCUGCUAGCAUUCGGCCAAUGGGAAACCCGUCCCUAAGGCAGGGCCUGUGAGUGGGGAGGGGCGCUCAGCCAAUGGGAAGCGGAGGUGGAGCGGAACUUCCGUUGUCUCCGCCCCUUCCGGUUAGGCCUGCCUUGUCACGGGCGGCGCCGCCCUCAGUUUGUACUGCAGCCACGCGGGGCUGCGUGGCCACCCGGCCUGCGAGCGGGGCUUCGAACCGCGCCUGGCUUCUUCCCUGUGCCGGGGCUGCGUGCGGGUCCUAAGCGUAGUCUCUGGUGGAUGGGUUCGGGCUGAGGAGCGCGGCCCUGCUGUGGCGUUAAAGCCUGUUCGGUUCACGGGGGGAUUUGAGGCAAAAAGUCCAGAAUCAGCAUUUACAGCGGGACGGGAGGAUCCCAGGAGUCAUGCAGAAUGGUGGCUGGAGUUCUGAAUCCUCAGCGUGCUUCCCAGGUGGUUGCACUGCAGAUGGGAGAUGUGUUGAUAAAGCACACGCAGUCACUGCAUCCGCCAGCUCUGCACCUUGUAGGUGUUCCAUAGCAGCUCAGCUGACGUUGAGUCAAGUCUGAGUUACCCAACAUGGUCACCAAAUCCCCCCAGAAAGGAGCUGGAUGCAGAUCUUCCAUGGGACAUAACAGCUUCUGCCAUGUAGCCCUGCCUGUGUGCCCCAAACGUUCGCUUUGGUGGCUGCUUAUUUAAAGAAAAAGCAUGUGCCAACCUAAAGGCUGAGAACCCUCAAGGCAUUGGGUGCCUCGUAGCCACGGUGGGGCAAUGGAAGUCGAUGCGUUUCUGAAUGCAGGUCAGGUCUGAAGCAAUCAGGUUGGUUCUCAGUUAAAAGCCUGCAGUGCGUCUGCUUGCAGUUUCCAGGCCUGGGGUUACCCAUGGGGAUGUGGGUGUUGGGUUGUAGCCUAACGAAGCUGAGAACCACAAUCAGAAUCUCAGCAGGGCAUUUCCUGAAGUAGUGGUGGAGGGCCUCAGGUCUGGACUACAGUCUGGACUAUAAGCAAUAUAAAGAAAUAAUGAUAUUGCGUGAGCUUCAGCAUCCCACGGCUGUGAGUCUGCAUGUCUGCAUGUUUUUCUCACCGUUCAGCUGAUACGUGAGGAGCCACAGCAGCUGGACCACUGUGAGGAUGGUAUCCUGCAGAAUUGCAGGAUCGACCAUUUGGCAUGGUUCUGUUUGUGAGUACUUUUGAGUUUAGUCCAUGUCAGCUAAGUUUGGGCUCCUGACGUGCACCAGAUAAGGAAUGUUCGUUGCCAAUGCCUCUUGGGUUUUUUAUCUCUCUUUUAUUCCCCCUCCCCCCUCCUUAACUGUUGGUUUGAGCUGACACAAACAUUGUUGAUAGAAGAAAGUAUUAAGGUGUUUGUGCCUAAGUAUCAUCUGGUGCACAAUGCCUUCUACUUACCUCAGCUUCCGAUGCAGCGUGCCGUGGUUGAUCAUUUCUGUGGAAGCUGUCUUCGUCGUCUUUUAUUUUUUGUUCUCAGACAUGCUUACAUUCUUUACCUACUCAGAUUUGCAGGAUGUCAGCCACAUGCUGAUUAUUGGAUUUGGUUUUUUCCUGACGUUUUUGAAACGAUACAGUUUUAGCAGCAUGGGAUUGAACCUCCUGAUCAUCCUACUUGGCUUCCAGUGCUCCAUUCUGAUGGAGAAUGUAUCACUUUUCCUGACAGGAGGAAUGUUGGGAGGUAGUCUGCACAGCAUAACGCAAGCUGCUAUGAACGUGGUUGCUGUGGUCAUCUCCAUUGGAGCUGUUCUUGGGAAGAUUAAUCCCAUGCAAUCAAUUGUGAUGACAGUUGUAGAGAUAGUAGUUUUCUGUAUGAGCAAAUUGAUCAACAUGUAUAUCCUGAAGGCUUCAUAUCUUGUAAGCAUGAUGCAUGUUCACCUAUUUGGGGCAUACUUUGGUCUGGCUGUCUCCUCACGUUUCUCUGAGCCACCACCAAGGGCUGAGAAGAAUGCAAGUACUCCAAAAUCGGACUUACUGUCAAUGCUGGGCACUCUCUUUCUUUGGGUGUUCUGGCCAAGCUUCAACUCUGCACUGGCUGAGGAAAAGGAUAAAGUGAUCUUUAACACCUGCUUAGCACUUGCAGUAAGUGCUGUAACUGCCUUUGCCUUGUCUGGUCUGAUCACAAAGGAUGGAAAAUUCAGGAUGACUCAUAUCCACAGUGCAGCACUAGCUGGUGGGAUUACUAUUGGUUAUGCAGCAGACAGUAUCGAGUAUCCCUGGAUUGCAAUGAUUUUGGGUCUCCUUGCUAGUGUGAUAAGCAUACUAGGAUCUCUCUGUUUACAGAGUUGCUUGCACCCUACUCUCAAGAUUCAUGAUUCAUCUGGAGUUCAUUUCACGUUUGGUUUGCCUGCUGUGUUUGGAGCUCUUGCCCAAGUUAUUUUCUGGGUAAUGGAAAUCCAGACUGAAUUACCAAGCAUUGGCUCCAGGGUCGUAUUGAACAUCGGUGCCUCCUGUUUCACCAUCAGUGUUGCCUUGAUAACAGGUCUUAUUACAGGUUUAAUCCUAAACCUCAAACUGUUGAAGCCCAUCCCUGUCUCCAAGUAUUUUGAAGACCAGAUGUAUUGGGAGUUUCCUCAUUUGGCUGUUGGAUUUUGAAUGGAUGAACCCAAGUGGAAGACUUGACCAAGAUCUGUAUUUGUCACUAGAGAAAAUGAGUAACUAUGAUGAAACAGCACUUAAUUAUUAGCACACUUAAAAAAGCCUUCCCAAUGGACACGUGAAAAAUUUGCAACAAAAUGUUCAUUAUUUCUGAACAAUCAGCACAUAUAUUUACAGAUGGAGAACGUAUAACCCAUUUUCUUUUCUGUUUUGACAAUUUUACCUUAAAUAUUUUUGUAGUAUGUGUACAGAAAGCUGCUGUCAUGGCUUAUCAAUUAAAAUGCUUGGAAGCUUUUAAAGCUGUAUUUAGUUCUGAAGUUUAAAAGUCCAAAUCUGUGCAAUACACACUUGUUCUGAUCUAGUGAAGUGCUGAAGUUCUUAUUUAUAAGUUCAAUUAAGUUCUGUUGAAGGCUUUGUUAAGCAAAGAUUUGAUGACUGAGCCAGACCACAGCCGGAACUCCACACUGUGCCAGACUGAAAUCAUGUUACCAGAAAAAUCUGUUCUUGGCUCAGCCAAAAUUUGCAAGAUCUGAUGGCAAGAAAUGACAAGCAGAACCUCCUGGGUUUCACUGGGGGGUGGUCAGCCUGGAAAAAGAUCUGGAAACGAUUCCUUAAACACUGCCAGCUAAAGGCCUUACCUUGGAUUUAAAUGAAGUAAAGCAGAUACGUGCUUGUAGAGUACUUCUACAUGCAGGGGCUUUGGUGCAUGAGGCACAGCCUGCUCAGUCAGAGGAUGCUGUGCAAACGUGUUUUUAAAUGGAUGGUGGUCCUAAGCUUUUUCUUCAUUUCAAAAUAGUUGACAUUUUUUUCUUUAACUGCUUACAUAAUUAAAGAAGUGGAACCUUGGUUGUUUUUAUUUACUCAUCACACUUGCUUAAAAAUGAAGGAAUGAGGCAAACUGUAACACUGAAAACAAGAGAUGGAGUAUUUGAUGCUUGCUGCAAUGUUUGCUGACAUCUAAUUAAUUCAUUAGGGAAUAAACAAAGCAGAUCACUGCAAUUAAAGGAAGUUGAGACAGAGUUCCAAGUAACUUGUAGAGGAAGUGUCACUGUUUCUUAUUUCACAAAAUAGCCAGCGAUCUACUUAUUUAUCAGCUGCAUGCAGCUUUUACCAGCUGACAGUGCCAUUCAGCACAGAUAUCUACACGUUUAUAUGCUUCCUUAUCACACAUUUAGCACAUUACUGCCCUGGAAAUACUGUAAUCCAGGCUGAACUUGCGUCCUUCAGUUCCUUACAUUCCAGCAACCCAAUGAACAUAACUUCUUACGUGCUUCUGCUGUCUUCCAGCAGGAGUGGUGGUAAAGAAUAGUAUUUCAUUCUUCUGUUUCUUUCCCAUCUCUUUGCUCCCUGAUUUCUUGAGCAUGUAACCAAGAUGUGUGUAUAGGAUGGGGCAAAACUGCUCCUCUUGUAUCUCAGAGUUCAAAUGAAUAUGGAUCAGAAAUCUCUCUUGCAGGCCCUGUCCCUGGUUUAACUCCCAGCUGAGAGUGUUCUUCCUUCUCAUUAUUGUGAUUAGGAAUUAAGUUUACAGCAAGCUUUGUGGAUGAGCUCCUUACAGCCAGAACCAGUACAUAACUUGAACCUGUGUCUCUACAGUGUCUGCAGCAACAGUGAGUUGUUCACUACCCUCACAGCCAUUGUAUUAAACACUCAGGGAAAAACACAGUCCACAGCAGCACAGCUUCAUGCAGGAAAAAACACAAACCAGUCAAAUCUGAAAGUGAAGAACUGUUUAUAUUGUCCAGAUAUAGGAAAUACUUAAUAAAUAUAUGUUAAAAAUUUGUUUUAAAGCAAGUAGGACUUGGGUUGUAAAUAUCAUAGAAAGUAUUAAAUGGUUAAAUGCAUUAAUCCUCCACUAUUCUAUUUACUUAUAGCAAACAUCGUACAAAAGUGACUUCCAUUGCUACUUGUAGCAGUUUUGCAUGUCAGAAACAUUACAACAUUUAAAUCAAUAUAACUGUUUUUAGGGUAUUUUUUUUUUCCUUAAAAAAAAAAAAAAAAAAAAA